AUGAUAAACCAUGUUGCCAGGAAUAGUUGGGGUCUCUCCUCUAAACAUUGCAAACUCAUUUACACCAGUGCUAUCGAGCCAGCGCUGCUCUAUGCCACUGAGCUAUGGGGCAACAGAGCCUCAAUUGUUCACAACCACAGGAAACUGGCCUCCAUCCAGAGAGGCUUCGCCAUUCGCAUCUGUAAAGCCUACAGAACAGCGCCCACAGACGCUCUUCUUACUAUUGCUAACCUUGUUCCUAUAAACAUCAAGAUUAAAACGAGGAUGUGGAAAUGGCACCUCAUGAAUGGUAGGAUACAUGACCUCACUAACGACAAAAUCCAGGAACUAAUUAAUAACAAUCAAAUACCUAACAGCACAAUAGUUAACACUAUAAGUCGGCACGGCAUUGAUCACUACUACAAGGACUACCUAAGUAAAAGCCAUCCAGCAACAUCUUCAUCCAACCUAAUUUGUGAAAUCAACAACCCGACAGAAGACAAUGCCAACUGGCACGCCUACACGGAUGGUGCUAGUAAUGAAUUAGGAACAGGAUCCGCUUUUGUCAUCUACGACAUGUCUACAAACAGGACUAUUCACGAACAGUACCACAAACUCAGCGCCCACUGCACGAAUAAUCAAGCGGAGCUGUGGGCAAUGUACAAGGCCCUCUCCCACAUCACCAGAAAUCUUCGUCGUUUUCCCGGCAGCAUAGGUUUCUUCACAGAUAGCAAAUAUGUGCUUAGUGUCAUUAGAGGAGCGAAGAAACUUACUGCCACGGGUAUAAAGCUGUACCACCUUGCCAUCAACUUAAACCGGUAUAGAAACAUCACCUUUAGUUGGAUACCGGGCCACUCAAACAUACAAGGUUACGACAGAGCGGACUGCCUGGCCAAAAGAGCAGCUGAAAUCAUAACGAAUCCAUCUUUCGAACUAAUUCCACCCAGCUAUAUCAACAACCACAUCCAUGAGAAGAGUAUAGACAUAUGGGAAAUGGACUGGAAUUCUUCCACUACAGGUCGUAUGACGCACGGAUUCCUUCCGUCUAUCCGAAAGCGUCAGAAUUACUCCUACAUUACCCCAUCCUUCUAUCUGUCGCAAUGCCUAACCGGGCACGGCAACAUCCCAUCGUAUCUACAUAGGAUAGGGAAAAGGAGGAACGAUAAGUGUACAUGUGACAACAGUGCUACUGGAGACAUCUAUCACAUUCUCCUGGAUUGCCCAUUCUACGACACCAGUAGGCAAGAACUCAAACUCUACUGCACCUCCCACGGCCAACCGUGGCCACCGGACCUCACCUACCUGUGUGCCCACAAAGACAGCUAUAACCAGCUUAUUAAAUUUAUAAACCUCUGCGAUGCAUUUAAGAAUAACUUUUCUCCGCAUCCCAACAAACCGGAAAUUGACAACUGA
Centruroides sculpturatus (bark scorpion) is the source of this 1392-nucleotide messenger RNA. RefSeq lists its product as uncharacterized. NCBI's taxonomy places the organism in Eukaryota, Metazoa, Arthropoda, Arachnida, Scorpiones, Buthidae. The record is from RefSeq and is a predicted model, not a curated record. Gene Ontology annotation, molecular function: RNA-DNA hybrid ribonuclease activity; nucleic acid binding. The coding region runs from base 1 to 1392 and encodes 463 amino acids. Gene Ontology annotation, biological process: DNA replication, removal of RNA primer. The transcript has a single exon.